Messenger RNA from Fonsecaea erecta, 1686 nucleotides. RefSeq lists its product as hypothetical. NCBI's taxonomy places the organism in Eukaryota, Fungi, Ascomycota, Eurotiomycetes, Chaetothyriales, Herpotrichiellaceae. The record is from RefSeq and is a predicted model, not a curated record. The transcript has a single exon. Bases 1 to 1686 code for a protein of 561 amino acids.
AUGGUCCAUGCGUCACUCAAAGACAAACCACGCUACGAAGCACUAUCUUAUACUUGGGGCGACACAAGUAACAAAAGGGAUAUUUGUAUGAACGGGCACCGUUUUCCUAUAACACUAAAUCUACACAUCGCGUUCCAACACCUGAGAGAACAGAAUGGCGCACGGACGCUCUGGGUUGAUGCGCUGUGCAUUAAUCAGCAAAAUCUGCAAGAGAGGGCUGAACAGGUCUCAAAAAUGCGAGAUAUAUUCUGGUUAGCACAACGAGUACUGGCUUGGACGGGUGAGCCAGACGAGAGCGAUGAAGCUCUUGAGCUACUACAAGAACUGGGUCAUCCAUCUACCUUCAUGCGUUUGUAUGGAUUGGCAUCCAAGCCAAUGGCCUUUUUGAACGACGACUUCAGUCAUUGUUUGAACAAAUUUGAAUCGUUGUUUAGAUUUCUCAAUCGCCCGUACUGGAGUCGAGUGUGGGUGGUCCAGGAGCUUGCUAUUCCCGGUUCGAGAGCCGGUGACGUUGGCUGGUUGGAAAAGGACAAAGUUCAGAUUCGCUGCUGCUCGACGUGGGUUCCCUUUUCCACAUUUACUGUGGCUUGUGCAAGUCUGGUUCAGUUGAUUCCUGGUAUUCUUUCUUCGGUUGCGUGCCUCAGUCUCGCCAACCCUUUGGGUCAAACGAAUCCAGCCGGCCUUGACAUGUUUGGCGCUGUACAGUGCAGUAUACCAACCGCUUCGCGACAGGCGCCCAGCAUUUUAGAACUCUUACACUUAACUCACUGUCUGAAGGCGACCGACCCUCGCGACAAGUUGUAUGCCCUUAUAGCGCUUGCUAGAGAUGAGGAUCUCGCUUUGGUGCCAGAUUAUUCGAUCUCAGCGACACAGAUGUUCAGGGAGCUGGUACGACAUUCUAUCCUCACAGAUAACAACCUCAUGGUGUUAUCUGGAAAUCGAGUCUCGCCACCGGACACCGGUGAAGGUUCUUCCUCGUGGGCCCCGAAUCCUGAGAGGUUCGUCAACUCUCCAAAGUUGAAUUGGGAUCCCGCGACAACGACAUUCAACGCUUGUAACUCAAGGGCUCCAACCAUAUCAUUUUCUGACGACUUGAGACACCUCACCGCUAAAGGCAUAAUCGUAGACAGCAUUGACACCGUAAUUGGACCUUUCGAUUUUAAACAGUUUCCCGGGCUCUUCAGCGACGAUUGGUGUGCAUCAGAGUGGGCAAGCUCCUUCCGAGAAUUGGAACAAUACGGCUCAUCCUUAUCCAUGAGCGAGCGAGACAUAUUCUGGCGAACUCUGGUCUUGGAUUCUGGGAAGCUAGGCCACGGUGGCUUGGUGUCCCCGGCGCCAAAGGAAAUUGGGGAAUGGUUCGAAGUCAUGCUCAAUGGCUUCGCUGAAUCAGAUGCCGUUAGAGCGGAGCUUACCAAACUAUUUUACUCGCAGGCCGGCUUUGUGGAUCGGUGUUUCUACGCCACUGCUUCUGGAGGGAGGGGCAUAGGUCCUUAUGGAACAUUGCCAGGAGAUCUUGUGGCAAUCCUUUACGGAGGGCAAUUUUGUUACAUCUUGCGAGAAGUUAGCGAACACUAUGUCCUCGUUGGAGAUGCAUACCUUCACGGAGCAAUGCAUGGCGAACUGCUUGACCAAAGACGUCAAGAAGAGCGGAGAAAAUAUGAAGAAAAGGAUUUCGUUCUUUGGUAG